UCACAUUUCCUUGUGUCUCAUUGUGGUAUUGUCAUACUGUGGAUAACACUAGUGUCUGUUUGUAGAGGAUUCUAUUGUACUUUGAGGCCAUUGAAAUAUUGGGCUAAUACCAGAUUGUCAGUGCUUGUCACGAGUGCACGACAUGCCCACUUUGAGUUGACAAGAUCAAAAACAUGUUAAGUCGAUGCGAUUUUCUCCACAUUUACUGCAUUAAGAAUAUUCAAAAGUGAAACUUUUGGACUAAAUUUCAUCAGCAUGCCUCUGUUGCCAGGCCAGUAGUCAUUUCUGCUUUCAGCAGCAAGGUUUCGUUUAGGAAUACGGUCCAGGUUGAAGGAUUGUCUAAACAAGAAUGAAGCAGUUUGUGAGGCACCCGUAAACACGGAAGAGGAUUGCUCUCCUACCAGUUUGGACUCUGAAAGCUCGGGUCCCGAGAAGCCUUCAAUCAUGAAGGUGGUGUCUUUGGUUGACCUGAAUGGGGUGAUUGGAGCGAGUGCAUCAUUGCUCGGGAGGAGGCAGGCACUGGCAGCAUUGGAGAGGGCUUGUAACAGCAUGAAAGCAGAGUUAGAACAUAUCCAGUUUGAGAAGUUGGACUUUGGCGAGCUGAUCGUCCUUGAUCAUUUCUACAAUGCUGACGUCGCCAUUGUUGACAUAUCAGUGCAGGUUCAGCAGUCGGCGUUAUUCUACCAUAUCGGUGUGCGGGAGAGCAUGGGCAUGACAGACAACUUUGUUUUGUUCUACGACACAGACCCUGAUAUUACCUCAGUGCUGAAGCUAUCAUGCAACUUCAAAGAUAAUUUCCUGCCGUAUACCCUGGAUGAGACUGACGAGGCUGUGCUCACAGACAUCAGCGGGAUCAAGAUCAUCAGUGAUAAGAUGCCAAGGUGUAAACUGUGGAGCAAACUCAGGAAGGGCCUCAAGGAGAUUGAGAGGGAUACGUGUGCACAUCUUAAAGAAAAGUUCAUCGCAGACUUGAGGAAGGCACGAGAGGCCUACAAGGGCGAGGACUUACGAAAAACUCUAAAAGCUAUGCGGACUCGCUUAGAUGACCCACUCCUAUUAUCGGUGGACGUGGUCAUGAACAUGCUAAUUUCAUAUCGUGAGAUUCAGGACUAUGAUGCGAUGGUCAGCCUUGUGGAGGACCUGGACUCGUUACCGAACAAUAAAAUUACAAACUCUGUCGGGAUUAAACAUCUUCAUGCAUUUGCGUUGAAUCGGCGGAAUCGGAAAGGUGAUCGGGACAAAGCUUUGGAUGUCAUACUAGAGGCCAUCGAAUCCAACCUCGACCAACCCGUGCCGGACAUGUUAUGUUUGUGCGGCCGUAUCUAUAAGGACAAGUUUGUGGAAAGUGACUAUACUGACUCUGACUCUCGCGACCAAGCUAUAGACUGGUACAGGAAGGGAUUUGACGUACAGCCUAACGAGUACGCAGGAAUCAACCUGGCAACGCUGCUUGUCAUAUCGGGGAAGGACUUUGCUUCGUCAUCUGAAUUAAAGAGAAUAGGUUUAACGCUGAACAAUCUGAUUGGUCGGAAAGGAAGUUUACCAUCGUUAAAGGAUUACUGGGACGUGGCCACUUUCUUUGAGAUCAGCGUGCUGGCCGAGGAGUUUGGAAAGGCUUCACAAGCUGCUGAAUGUAUGUUCAAGUUAGAACCUCCCAUUUGGUAUCUGAAAUCAACAGUGGGCAACAUCUCGUUGAUUGACAACUUUCGAAAACCCCCCGGGGACAUCGAACCGUCACUCGAUCGUCAGUUAUUCAACUUCUGGAUGGAAUUCUUUAUGGAGGCAACCAAGCCAGACUUCACCGGUGUCCUUUACCCUGUCCUCGUCCUGGAGCCAAAUAAAGUCUUCAUGCCGAGCUAUUUGCAGCUCAACAAAGACAAUGAAGAACAGUCGAUACGGUUGUGGCAUCUGUUCCCGAACCAGGAUGGCAAGACACCUCACGACUGGCUCUUCACUGCUGAGUCCAUUAAAAGCGUCAGUCUGUACAAGCGAGAUUGCCGGGCCGUCUUCCUAUAUGUCCAACAAAACUCGGAUGAUUUCCAGGUUUAUUUCUCGUCGGAAUCACAGAGGCAGAUGUUCUAUGAAGAUGUGUUAGAGAUCAUAUCAGAACACGAAGGGGCCUACCCAGAUCUAGAUGACGUCGACUACACAUCAGGACCAGUACAGUUCGAAUAUGAAUAUGACGAGAAUAGUUGCCGGGUGACCCUCGGCCGUGGCACGUACGGCACAGUGUUUGCUGCUCGAGAACUCAAUACUCAGGUGCGGAUAGCAGUCAAGGAAGUGCCAGAUAACAAGAUCCAAGAUCAUCAACCACUCCAUGAGGAAAUCAAACUUCACUCUCGGUUACAUCAUAAAAACAUUGUGAAAUACCUUGGCUCGUUGAGUGAGGACGGCUACUUUAAGAUUCUGAUGGAGCAGGUGCCUGGUGGGAGCUUAUCACAGUUGUUGCGGUCGAUGUGGGGACCGCUGAAGGACAGUGAAACGACAAUAGCGUAUUACACGACUCAGAUUUUGGAGGGAAUCAAAUACUUGCAUGACAACAAGAUUGUACAUCGUGAUAUCAAGGGUGACAACGUUCUAGUCAACACUUACAGCGGCAUAUUGAAGAUCUCCGACUUUGGCACAUCGAAGCGACUCACGAACCUGAACCUAUCUGCGGAGACGUUUACAGGCACGUUACAAUACAUGGCGCCGGAGGUGAUAGAUAAAGGUGCUAGAGGAUAUGGGCCACCUGCUGAUAUUUGGUCACUUGGUUGUACAGUUGUUGAGAUGGCCACUGGGAAACCGCCAUUUAUUGAGCUUGGUAGUCCAGAAGCUGCAAUGUUCAAGGUUGGGUUCUACAAGGCACACCCGGAAAUCCCUGAGAGUAUGUCGGACAAAGUGAAGGCAUUUUUACUGAGAUGUUUUGAGCCAGAUCCCGACAAGAGGGCUACAGCUGCCAUGUUGCUCGAGGACCCCUUCCUCAAGGACCUCAUGAAGAAGAAGAAAAAGCACAAAGUUCACCCAGAUUUUGGGAGGAGCGUAUCAGGAGACUCGCCAGUGCCAGCUGGGGUGGUGCCCUUGAGUCCCGACCGCGACCUUGACAAUGGCCUCCGGUCACCUGACACUGAAGGCAUUCCCUCUUCAUCUAGCUCCCAGAAUCUACAACACUACCAGGCUCAGAUGUCCACCACCAGUUCUGUGAUGACCCCGACUACACCCACCACACCUGAAAUUGGAGAACGUACCCGUACAGGCAGCUUUGGAUCGACCAAGCGUGGCUUCUACCUGCUGAGGAAGGACUCCGAACGGCGGUUGACGCUGGCACAGAUUCUGACCAAGGAUGAGGAUGUGAUCUGUGAUCAGUGGUUAGAGUUCUUGAUGCGGGAUACGAAUAUCACAGAGCCCAAACUUUCCAAGAGCCAUCUGAAGGUGAUGCUGGCCGGCCUCAGUGAGUUUGUCAAGGAUCAGAACAAAGAGAACCUUAUUAAGGGAAUAAAUAGUGUAAAAGAAGACGUCGACUUCGACAUGGCAGCUGUCAAUGAGAUUCAGAUGUGUCUGUACGUAUUCCAAGAAACAGUUCAGUCAAUAUUACGACAGCAGAACAUUCAGCCACAUUGGAUAUUCGCGCUGGACAAUUUCUUACGGAAUGCUGUACAGAAUGCAAUCAUCAUCCUGUCACCAGAGCUUGGUGCACACAUCGGAGGGGCAAACCAAGGUGCAUCAGCAGCCGCUGCCCCGCCACCGUACCAUCAAGAAGAGAAGAGUUCAACUUCUGGCGUAUCGACAAUAGAUUCGGCCAAAUCACAACAUAUUGUUACUGGCUAUGACAACAAUGUGGUAAACCAUUUACAGGAUCAGAUCCGAGCGUUACAAGAUGAAAAUAAAAGAUUACUGGAGCAACUUGUUCAAUCACAGCAAGCAUAUCAAGAACUACUCAAAAGCAAUUUGGAGGAAAAACAGUUGUUGACAGAGCAUUUUAGGUUGGUUGCCAGGGCAGCAGGUGAUAUGACCGACGGCCCUAGCCUCAUAGUGUCGCCUUCUAUGGCGAGGCGUCUCUCCAUACAGGCAGAUGACGACCUUGUCCGGUGGUUACAGCAGUUGCACAUUGAUGAGCAAACUGUUCAGAAGUUCGUGGACGAGGAGUAUGAUUUGGAAACAGUGAAGGAGGACAUGACACGUGAUGAUCUCCGGAGAUUAGGCAUCAGGGGUGGUGUGCAGUUGCGAAUAUGGCGGGCAAUCCAGGGCUACAGAAACAACCGAAAGCGAGACCAUAGUGAGACACAGGUGUGAGCCAGGAUCUCGUGGCUGCCUUUCUCAGUUGUGGCUCCCUCUUGUUGUGAGAAGAGAACUGAGAGAGUGGUGUCAGGAGAAACAAUUGAGUGGAAUAAACAAUGUUAGAAAUGAACACAGUAAGAUUUGGAUGCAAAGUUAUCUAAUAGAUCUACAUGUAAGUGUAUUCUCAGUGGAAUAAUUUGCAUUAGAUAUGAAUCACUGCCAGUAAUUAUUAUGAGUAUCUUCUGCUGUGACAAUUAGAGCCAUCAUCAUAUUGCCUCGAAAUAUGUUAACUGUAAAUAUUGUACAUUUUACAAAUGUGGUCAGUGUCAUGAGAGGAUUGUUGUUGUAUUUAUUAUUUGCUGCAUAUGCAUUUUAUAAUCGUUGUUGAUUUUUUAGUGGUAAUCUUCUAUGCUUAAUUUUAGUGCAGGGUUUGAUUGUCCAAAACAAGCUUUGUAACUAACGCUGUCUAAAUGCUUUUAGGAGAUGACGCCAAAAUAAGUUGAUGCAGGCAUUAGUGACAAAAUUUCUUUUGAACAACUGGCCGCAGGUGAUUUAUUUUGAGUAUUGGCUACUAUGAUCCUGUAGGACUGGUUUACUUUUGUUUUGUUUUUUUGCAGUCAGUGACCCUAAAUAUGAAGUUAAAACUAUGUUUAGUACAUGUUACGCUUCAUUGGUUCUCUGGUUCAAAUCCGGCACCCAUGUGCAAGGGAUAUAGCUAAUUUAUGUAUGAGAAAUUCGGGCUGUGGUCAGUGAGGUACUACUUCUAUGUGUAGUUGUGUUUCAGGAAGAACUAGUUCAUUGACUAUGUUUGAUAUUUGUAAUAUGGGGGGUUGCAAGUGCACAUUCUACAUGUAAAUGCAGUAAAGCAGUGCUCUCCACAAGGCCAUUUUUUAGGGCAUCUCACCCAACCUUGGAAGCAGCUGCCCUACAUUGCUCUAGAAUUAUGUAAAGGGUUUCUAUAGGGCCACCACCUUGUGUUACACACUGGUAAAACUUCUUUUUAUUCAAGGGUAUGAUUCUAUCUUGAGAAAACCCUGUGGAGAACCCGUUGAGGUAGACAUUUUCCUGGCAGAUUCAAAUAUUAAAAAAGGAGGCGGUCAAUAGACUCUUCUUUCUUGAAAUAUAUUUAAACUAGUAUCCCAUUGGCCACAGUGCUGGCCUGCCUCGACCUCAUAAUAGCCUGUUUCAGUGAAAUUUAAUUCAUUCAAUUAUUAUGGUGUUGUAUUUUGUACUACAUGUUGAGACAGAAAGUUGAAUAAUGUAACUGUACAAUCUAUCCACUAGUCUAUGGUAUUGUUCCUAUGAAGCAUUAGUCAAUCUUGAGACACCCUGUGUACAUUUUGGCAAAACACUAUAGAUUCUGACUUCAAAACUUAAAAAUGCCCCAAGGACCUGUGCAUGGAUGACCAAAUGUCUUGUUGUAUUGUUCUGAUUUUGAAGAAAAUAAAAAUCUUUGUGGUGAAA
Messenger RNA from Lineus longissimus, 5721 nucleotides. RefSeq names its product mitogen-activated protein kinase kinase kinase 15-like. Gene Ontology annotation, biological process: protein phosphorylation; MAPK cascade. NCBI's taxonomy places the organism in Eukaryota, Metazoa, Nemertea, Pilidiophora, Heteronemertea, Lineidae. The record is from RefSeq and is a predicted model, not a curated record. Gene Ontology annotation, molecular function: protein binding; ATP binding; protein kinase activity. The transcript has 25 exons. The coding region runs from base 445 to 4272 and encodes 1275 amino acids.